AUGACGAUCGUCGACGUCCACACCCAUGUUUACCCUCCCAAAUACAUGGAGCUACUACGCUCACGAACAACCGUACCAUACGUUCGAACAUUCCCCGAUGCACCAGACUCAGCACGUCUCAUCAUCCUUCCCGGAGAAGAUGACCCUUCAACACCUUCAACCUCCCGCGGCCGCCCUAUUGGCUCCGAAUACUACGAGAUCAAAGAAAAGAUAGCCUUCAUGGACCUACACAAGAUCGACAAGUCCGUCAUCUCGUUAGCAAACCCUUGGCUAGAUUUCCUCCCAGCAGACGAAGCAGGCGAAGCAGCGAAGAAGAUCAACGACGAUGUAAACGACCAAUGCUCGCAGUACCCCGGUCGACUGUACUUCUUCGGCACCCUCCCACUCUCCGCAUCGCCUGAAGUCAUAACCGCCGAGAUCGAGAGACUAAGCACGCUCAAGUACGCACGCGGUGUCGUCAUGGGCACCUCAGGUCUUGGACAAGGGCUCGACGACGAGAACCUCGAUCCCGUCUACGCAGCAUUGGAGAAGCACCAACAGCUCAUCUUCCUCCACCCGCACUACGGUCUACCUACGUCCAUCUACGGACCCCGCGCGAGCGAAUACGGACACGUUCUACCAUUAGCACUUGGCUUCCCCCUGGAGACAACCAUUGCGGUGACGAGGAUGCUGUUGAGCGGCGUCUGGGAUCGGUUCACAAAGCUGAGCGUACUACUGGCACACUCAGGAGGUACAAUGCCGUUUUUGGCAGGUCGCAUUGAGUCUUGCAUCUUGCACGAUGGUCACCUGAAGAAGCAUGGCAAGACACAGAACAGGAGGGACGUAUGGGAUAUUCUGAAGACGAACAUCUACCUGGACGCUGUCAUAUACUCGGAAGUUGGGUUGAAGGCCGCUCUCGAUGCAUCAGGGUCGGACCGGUUGUUGUUUGGCACUGAUCAUCCAUUCUUCCCGCCGCUCGAAGAAGACGCGAAGGAGUGGCACAGUGUAAACGCGAACUAUGGGGCUAUCUCGAAAGCCUUUUCGACGGAUGACAAGAAAGCACAGGAUGUUCUUGGUGGAAAUGCGGUGCGGAUAUUACGGUUGGACUGA
Molecule: messenger RNA, 1089 nt
Organism: Alternaria incomplexa
Lineage: Eukaryota; Fungi; Ascomycota; Dothideomycetes; Pleosporales; Pleosporaceae
Exons: 2
Coding region: 1-1089 (362 amino acids)
Biological process (GO): secondary metabolic process
Cellular component (GO): cytoplasm; cytosol
Molecular function (GO): hydrolase activity; carboxy-lyase activity
Source: RefSeq, a predicted model, not a curated record